ACAGGUGGACGGUUGAUGAUAUUGGAUAAGUGGUCAAGCUUAAAAAUGGACCGUCCGUUUUCUUACCCCAGACCUCAAAAGAGAGCAUUUUUCCGGGAAUUUCAUUGAAUGUGACGUCAAUCAGAUCUAUCCUUUGUCUCAACCUUCGAUAAUCCAAAAAGGCUCUUCUUCUUGUAAGAAAAUGGCAGACACCAAACCAGGGUUGAGAAAGCCAGCUUUUACCAAGGUUGAUCAGCUGCGUCCUGGGACUAGCGGGCACAAUGUCACCGUGAAGAUCGUUAGCACGAAGAUGGUGUUACAAAAAGGUCGUGUAGAUGGUCCUCAGGCUCGCCAGAUGCGGAUCUCUGAAUGCAUUGUUGGAGACGAGACCGGAGUUAUCAUCUUUACCGCAAGAAAUGACCAAGUGGACUUAAUGAAAGAAGGAUCCACUGUAACUCUACGAAAUGCAAAAAUCGACAUUUAUAAAGGAUCAAUGAGGCUAGCUGUAGACAAGUGGGGUCGAGUUGAAGUCGUCACAGAGCCAGCGAGCUUCAAAGUGAAAGAAGACACCAACAUGUCCCUUAUCGAGUAUGAGCUCGUCAACGUUGUUGAAUGAACGACAAAACUUGUCGAAAUACUUUUGUUUUCCCGCUACAGAAAACCUUCAAUAAAUAAUAAUGGAAGUUAAUCGUACCGUUAAAUGUUGGCAUCAAGAAAGAGUUUUACCUGAUGUAUCUAUCUUGCACAAAGCUAUGGACGAGCGAGGCCUCUGUAAAAGUGAAUGUAGAGCUGUUGGGUUAAGUUGCUU
Eutrema salsugineum is the source of this 787-nucleotide messenger RNA. RefSeq lists its product as uncharacterized. The transcript is spliced from 3 exons. Lineage: Eukaryota; Viridiplantae; Streptophyta; Magnoliopsida; Brassicales; Brassicaceae. The record is from RefSeq and is a predicted model, not a curated record. The coding region runs from base 182 to 595 and encodes 137 amino acids.